Lagopus muta (rock ptarmigan) is the source of this 9649-nucleotide messenger RNA. It is a transcript of the gene LANCL2, whose product is annotated as LanC like glutathione S-transferase 2. The transcript is spliced from 9 exons. The record is from RefSeq and is a predicted model, not a curated record. The coding region runs from base 81 to 1451 and encodes 456 amino acids. Gene Ontology annotation, biological process: peptide modification; carbohydrate metabolic process. Gene Ontology annotation, cellular component: plasma membrane. Lineage: Eukaryota; Metazoa; Chordata; Aves; Galliformes; Phasianidae.
GCCGCGAUUCGUCGCUCCGCCAGGCGGAGCGCGUCCCCGCCGGCUUGCCGCGCGGGGAGGCGGGCCGGGGGCCGGCCGAGAUGGGAGAGAGCGUGUCCAAGAGGCUGAAGCUGCAACUGGGCGGCGAGGCGGAGAUGGAGGAGCGGGCUUUCGCCAACCCCUACCCCGACUACCAGCCCCAGGGAGCCGCGGCAGCCCACGGCGCGGCGGAGGCCCAGCGGGAUCGGGCGCUGCUGCCGCCGGCGGCGGAGGACGCCCUCCCCUUCGGCGCGGACGGGAAGGUCAGUGCUCAGUUCACAAAACGGAUCCAGACAAAAAUCAAGGACCUUCUGCAGCAAAUGGAGGAAGGGCUGAAGACAGCAGAUCCUCACGACUGCUCUGCCUAUACCGGCUGGACUGGCAUUGCCCUCUUGUAUCUCCAACUGUACCGUGUCACAAAGAACCAAAGCCAUUUGCAGCGAUCUCUCGAUUAUGUGAAGAGAAUCCUUCGCAAUCUGAAUGGCAGACGAGUUACUUUUCUCUGUGGUGAUGCUGGGCCGCUGGCAGUGGGUGCAGUAGUUUAUCACAUGCUGAAAAAUGAAAGUGAAUCUAAGGAAUGUGUUGCUAGGCUGUUGCAGCUGCAAAGGACAGUCAUAAGCAUGGAUGCUGAACUUCCAGAUGAGCUGCUUUAUGGCAGAGCUGGUUACCUGUAUGCCUUGCUCUACCUGAAUACAGAAAUUGCUUCAGACACUGUUCCACAGUCCAUUAUCAAAGAGGUAAUAGAUGCCAUUAUUGAAUCAGGGAAAAACUUCUCGAAGGAGGAACGUAAAACAGAGCGUUGUCCUCUGUUAUAUCAGUGGCACAGGAAGCAGUACGUUGGAGCGGCCCACGGCGUGGCUGGGAUCUAUUACAUGCUAAUGCAGCCAAUUGCAAAUGUGGAUCAGGAGACCCUGACAGAGUUGGUGAAGCCAAGCAUUGACUAUGUGCGCCAUAAAAAAUUCAGAUCUGGGAAUUACCCAUCGUCGCUGAGCAAUGAGACUGACAGAUUGGUUCACUGGUGCCAUGGUGCCCCUGGAGUCAUCCACAUGCUCAUGCAAGCUUAUAAGACUUUUAAAGAGGACAAGUACUUGAAAGAUGCUAUGGAGUGUAGUGAUGUCAUCUGGCAAAGAGGUUUAUUGAGAAAAGGCUACGGGAUCUGCCAUGGUACUGCUGGCAAUGGCUACUCCUUCUUGUCUCUCUAUAACCUAACUCAGGACAAAAAGUACCUCUACCGAGCUUGCAAGUUUGCUGAAUGGUGUUUGGAAUAUGGUGCACAUGGAUGCCGUAUUCCUGACCGUCCUUAUUCUCUUUUUGAAGGUAUGGCUGGAGCUAUUCACUUCCUCUCAGAUAUUUCAGUACCAGAAACUUCCCGGUUUCCAGCGUUUGAACUUGGACCUCAGAGGAGGGAAGACAAAAUGGAACAGGACAGCUAAAGGGUUCUUUCGAAAGUAAACACAUGCCAAAAGAGAUGAGACUGUUUAGUGCCUCUGAUACAGAGCCAACCUAACCCUAAGCUGAUUGAUGGAUAAACCGUUUCUCACUUCUCCUGCCCCAAGGGACAUGAAGUCCUUAGAGCAUGAAUUGAAAGAAGCUACAUUUAAGUUCUGUUGAAGUGACACCUUCACAUGCAGAACGAGAGAAGUCAAGUUUUGCACUUUCUCUCUUUCAUUGUAUUUGUCUUCUUCAGGUCUUUGACAUGACCUGCAUGUUUAUUGGUGUUGUCUGUUGAUUCAAGUCUGUUGUUGUUAGCAAAGAGCUGUUCUCUGUGUGAAGCUCCGUCCUGUACCUUCAUGCAUGACCUGUAACAACAGUGUUGCUUUCUGCAGUGUGGUUAGCCUGAGAGCUCCACUUUAUGCCAGAGAGUUCACUGUAAGAGAGUACUCAGCUUCACUAGUGAGCUGACAACUUCAAAAAGAGAUGGAAAACAUGCUUUUCUUCAUUGCUUUCUACAUUUUUCUCCUCUACAGUCCCUAGGUGAUGGAGAUCAGCCUUGCCUGAUGAAUUGGUAUGAGGCCUUCUCAGUUUUCAGGAGUGUAUCAGGUUAGAUGUGGCCUGUGGCCUGACUUUUCUUUUGCUGUUUUAGGAGCCUUUUUUUUUUUUUUUUUUUCCUUAGAGAGAGAGAGAGGCUGCCUGCACCUGGUUUGUGUGCUAGGGGGAGAUGCUCAUCCCCACCUUUGCAUGUUAGGAGCUUACCAAACUGCAGGCAGAGUCACCUGAAGUAGCCUCCUGCUUCCAACAAGAGAGAAGGGACAGUGUAACUACGCUUUUCCACUGUGGUUCAUGGAUUUGUAGUAAAUCUCUCUUCAACAGCACAUAGCGUACAGGUGAAGUCAGCACUGUAUCUCAUGCUGGAAAAUCAGGAUGACUAUUACUACUGACUCAAGAAGGUGGAUUGUUCCAGGCCCUUCCCUCCCUCUCCUUACCCCAUUGCAUUUAUCCCAUGCUGUGUGACAGAAGUGAUAAAUACCAGCUGCUUGUGGAGGCUGCAGAAGAUCAAUAAGCAAUAUAUAUGCCAUUGCUAAGAGCUGUAAUUGAAGUUUAUUUUGUCUUAAAAUCAAGACAGAAAAAGUGUUUUCUCCUUAGUUUUUGACUGAGUUAUUAGUGCUUUGCUUCCCCCUGCUGUGCGGUGGAGUUGUGGAGUAUUGAGUCUUCUCUCAGCUGUCAAAGUGUGAGUUCUGCCUCCGUGUGCUCAUACAGGGUUCUUUCUCUGGGAGAAGUGGAACAUACUCUUAAGUAUGUACAUCUACAACGUAUUCCUGUUUUCCAGAUAAAGAAGUAUGCAUGCUAUUUGAGAAGGGUAAGAGUGGCAUUCUCUCAUCUGCUCAAAUUCUGUUGUCAUCCUCACCUUCCUCACAGGCCUUGUUGUGUUCUGCCAUCUCAGGUGCUUAUUUUAACCAGUACCUUACAUCAGGUGGAAGUGUGACAGGUGGCUGGGACUCUGACCUUUCAGGUGCCCAUUGGGAUAUCUGCGACCAUGGGCAACUGCUGAAUCCUCAGCGUUUGUGGUCGGGCUUGGAAAUGCAUGCCUGUAUCUGCGUAAAACAGGCAGCAGGUGUCUUCUCUGAACAUUGACCUGUCUGUUGCCAAAUCCGUUGGGGUGCUAAUGUUUUCUGGAUUCAGUUCUGCUAGGCGAUAGCAGCAGUGCCAGUGCUGAGAGAGCUUAAUGUCUGCUUAUUUGUCAGUUAAGACUGGGAGCAGUGAGAGAGACUUUUACGCUCCUCUGAGAGUAGAUCUGCUGGGGGCACUGGGCCCAGAUGCAUCUGUGCAGCCAGGCAAGAGGGAAGAUUCUGAAAGGCAGCAGGGAGGAGGGUACUGCGUGGCAAACAGCUGUGGUGAAGUGACCCUGGUCAAAGAGGCGGAAAGCAGUGGGAUCAGUGAGGGACAGGGAGCUGCUUGUGGGAGGCAGUGUGCAGAAUGUACCAGCUCAAGUGAAAUGCUUUGCUGCAGCGUGCAUGCUGAGGCCUAACUCUGUAUUUUUUUCUGUCAUUGUAUGGUUUACUGCCUGUAAUCCAGGGAGGAAACUAGCUCACAGUGAAGCCUGACAGAAAGCCUAGCAAAAGAAGACGUGGAGGUUAAAAAAAAAAAAAAAAAAAAAAAAAAAAAAGAAGAAAAACACUACCUGAUCCUCUGUUUCACAUCCAUUCCCACCCCUUCGUUCUCCUUCGUCUCCUCUACACCUGUAAAGUGCAUGAGGUGGGCUAACAGGUGGGAUGCAUUCCUCUGCCAGGUCUGCAGGAGCUCCUGCAAACGCAGCACAGAAGCCACCCACCUUCCUGGCAGAUCCAGGCCUGUCUUUCGUGACCAACAAGCUAGGGGCGACAGGGAAAGGCUUUCAUUCAUUUGUUGGGAGCCUUCUUGGCUGCUGUGCUUGGGAUGGCACCUGUGGAAUAUGGUGAUGUUGGCUGGCUGGUAUUCAGGGAGAAUUAAAAUUACUGGCUUGUUUAAAAAAUGUGGGUGCACACGCAUGAACUGCUUAGCAGUGAGUAGAGACCAGAGGUGCAUGAUUGCCACAGUCAAUGGAGUGAGCACGCCCUAUGUGUGCUCCUGCACUGCAGCUCUGCUGUGGGGUGAGGCCCAGCACCAGGUUCUCUGCAGAAUUAUCUUGGAAUUGAGCAAGGCUGGAAGUGUGGUAUAUCACAGAAGGUCUGCGAGUGCCUGUGCUUUGUCUUCCUCACGUGGCUCUCAUGCAGCUCCUCCCUUUUGUUUGUUUCACCUUGUGAUAUCCAGGCAGCUGUUACAAAGUGUAUUGUGUCAAGGGGUGGAAAAAAUACAUUUUAACAAGACACCAUUUUCAGAAAUCUCAUCGAACUAAAACGUGGAAAAUCGCUAAAUAUUCCCUGUUUUGCUUUGUCCAUGUGUAGUAGUCCAUCUGUUGCAAAAAGCCGUAGUGUUAAAAAUGGAGAUGUUCUUUGGGCAGAAAAACGAGGAAAAAAUGCUGAUGUGUUGUUCUUUGGCUUUAUUAGUAAAGAUCAAGUUAUGUGGUGGUAAUCUGUGUGCAGUUCUUUUGUGUGUUGUAUGAUUUCCUUCCCUUCCACAGUGGUCACUGGGAGCGGUUCUCUGCUCAGAUUGCUGAGCUGCUUCCAAUUUCAGAGUCCUGCAGGAUGAAACAGUGGCCAAAGUGUGGGCAGAUCUCUUCUUAACCUUCACUUUUUCUUUACUCAGCUUUACUGAGCUUUUCCCUUUGGUCAGGUCCUGUUGGACAGUUUGCAGCUCGAACUGUAUUUAGGACUGGUGGUUUUUAAGAACAAAUAUAUGAAAUAUCUGUCUUGCUGACAGCUUUAAGAAAGCUUGACAUUUUCCCUUAGCAAGGACUUAACAGAAUUAAACUAAGUAUUCUGCAAGCAAGAGGCAGUAUUUCUACUUUCACAAAGCCAAUUCACGGCCCUCUGCUACCGAGAGCAGCUGCUGCUGCUUUCUCCCCCUCCUUAGGCUCUAGGUACAAACACAAUCUAAAGACAAUCUAAAAACAUUUCCCUCCAUCUUAUGGCAGCUGUUGCCAGGUAAAUGUGGUGGGACUUCCUAAUGCAGCGAGUCAUGGGUUCAAAGUGCUGUUUUCAGGCAGGAAGAACUGAGGUGUGUGAGGGCAGAAGCAGGAGGGCUGCCAGCUGCAGCACAGGCUAUGGCUGAGCAGCACUGCCUGAGCCCUGUGCUGGUGCGGCGCUCAACAAAGCAGCCACUUUCUCCUAGUGGCAUUGCAUUGGCAUUUUCCUGUUUGUUUCACGUUGAUUUACAGGGGCGGGAGUUCUGUCUGCACCCAGUAGAGCAGCUGCAGUUUGCAUCAGUGACCUGUGUUCAACCACUGCUGCUCCUCCACAAAUGUAAAUGUGAAAGUAAAAAGAAGUACUUAGCGCUGCUCACCAGUUCUAUAAGCCAUAUGUAACAUUUCAGUUCGGAAGUAAGUCCCUGUGAUGCUCUUUCCUCAAGCUUUUAUUAUCACCUAAUCGUAAGAGAGAUGUGUCAGGAAAAUGAAUACCACAUUCCAGGUUCUAAGGAUUUUUUUGUUUGACUUCCAAAAAUUCCGUUAUUCCAAAGAGAUGUAAAAUGUCCCCUAUCUUUUUUCAGAGGUUCUGCUCCACUAACUUGUUUAAUAUUUUAAAGAGAUUAUUUAUAAUUUCUUCAUUUACCAUUGGUGCUGUUAGAAAAAUAAAUUCAAAGCUAUUUAAAGAGGAAGAAGUUAAAAUUUCUACUCUAUUUUCAUAGAAUUACAGAAUGUUUUAGGUUGAAAGCAUCCAUACCCCUGUGCUCUGGAUGGGGUGGCAACCACUAAAUCAGACACUAGAACCAACUGGGCCUUCAACGCCUCCAGGGAGGGACAUCCACAAUUCCUUUGGGCAGCCUAUUCCUGCACAUCACCACCCUCUUACUGAACCAUUUCCCCUGACAUCUAACAUAAAUCUCCCUUCUUUUAGUGUAAAACCGUUUCCUCUGGCCUCAUCACUUCUACUAGUGUGGAAGGUUUAUUUCUCCUCCUGUUUAUAAGCUUUUAAAUAUUGAAAGGCCACAGUGAGGUCUCCCUGCAGGCUUCUCCAGGAUUUUCCUCCUCCCCUCUCCUCUCCUUCUCCUCCUCUCCUCCUCCCUUUUUCCUUUUAAGUUCAGCAACAUAUGUUUCUUUCCCAUUUAAAAUGUAUUUUUUCUUAUACGAGUGUUUUGGCUUGAUUUAUAACCAAAAUAGUUAAAGGAAACAGGUUACCAGUUUCAUUAAAGAAGAACUGUUAGGAACACUUCUUCCAAGAUAUAUAUACUAUUGCAUCUGUAAAACCUUGAUCCUUAUACAGCCGUUAGCUGAUUUUUCUCAGUAAAAGUCCUUUGAUCCUGCUCUUUUUCUAUCAAGUAAUAAUGCUACCUGCUACUGGAAGUUUAGUUUCGGACAUGCAGAAUGUAAUUAAGAAACUCUACAUAAUCUCUACGAAAAAAAAGGUAGAUUAGCAUUUCACAUAUUUUCCUUUUAAGAAUAUAUUUUAACAGACAAUAGCAGGAUUCCGAAAGAAUGUCUUUCUAUAUUUUGAAGACGUGAAUAUCAGCAGGUAAUUAAGCUGGAUUCUGAGUAACACUAGCAAGCUGCUAAUGUGCAGGAUGUUUGUCUGGAACUACCUGGGCAUACUGUAAGGAAAAAGAUUGGAAUAAAGGAAAGGUUCAUCUGGAAUCUGUGGGAUUCCAACCUUUACACUUUUUCUUUCAUAGAACUUACUGCAAAAAAAAAAAAAAAGAGCUGCAGGAUCAGGCUCCCAUGGCCUCUUCUUCCCUCACGAAUGUUCGUGUUCUGGGAGAGGAUGAAGUAGUUUUAGAACCCUAGUAUAAUGUACGUAAGUAUGGUGUGUAUCUGAUGUGUUCAUAACAUCCUCUUGUUGCACUAACUCUUUGUAGAGAACUAGGUACAAUCUGAUGUUAGGCAAUUCACUGUUUCUUUUUCCCACUUGGGCUCUUGCAGGGCCCAACUGACAACACCUGGGUUGGAGAGGGAUAAAAAAAUAGAAUACCACUCAUGGGUACAGGGUACAUGGAAAAGGUCUGACGAGUAAGAAAUCUACUGAAAACCCAGGUGUUACAGUGGAUGCCAUACUAAAUGAGAGCCAGCACUGUGCUCACCUCAUGAAUAAGGCAGACCAUACCGUUAGUGCUGGUGAGUCUGCCCCUGGAUUUCUGUGUCCAAAUUUGGGGCUUCUCAUUUCAGAAUGGUUGCUGAUAAACUAGUGUGGAUCCAAAGAGCUGCCAGGAUAACAGCGUGUAAGGGAGAAGGAAGGAGCUGGGCUGGUUCAGUCCAGCAGAGGCAGCUGAGGGGAAGUUUCACAGCAUCACACCUGCUGGUGGGAAGCUCAUCAGCAGCAAUGCACGGUAGUGUAAGAUGGUCUAGCCCAAGGCUAUACCAAGCAGAAACCAAGCAAACAUUUUGUUUGUUUGCUAAAACAUUAAAAAGAGAGAGCAACAAAGCCAUAAAACCAGUGGGAUGUUUGACCUUGUUGUUGUGAAACUAAUGCACUGUCUGGUUCAGUGGCAGUGGCUGCCACUCUUAGUGAGUUCUCAAGGUGUUCAUCAGAGAUUUUUGAUGAAAUUUUACUUUCCCCGUGCUUCAUUCUUAGGAAAAAUUGCUAAGAAAUGUUAUGUACUGCCAAAAGCAAUUAUAUUAGUAAAACAUGACUUGAAGCAGAGGUUGUUUCUUGCUUGUCCGAGAGGGUUUAUGAAGGUCUGGUAAAGAGACACAAUCAGAUCACUGAGUGGAGUAUCUGAUUGUAACUCUAUACAUUCAAUUUGAGAACUUGCAGGUGUAUUUAUGUCAGCAGAAAUUAGUGCCAUGAGGUGGUGCAUUUAGCAACCCAAAACAGAGCUCAAGCUGCCUGCACACCUAUCUUUGGAUAAAGAUUGGACCAAGAAAUGACUGGGGUCAUACUCAAAGAAAUGAGCUAACUCCCAUCCUGGGAGCAGCACCUACAUGCACGUGUCCACCAACACAACCCAUUUCUCCAGCCAAGCAGCACUGAUGAGCAAGAUGAGCAAGUUUGUGGCACUGCUCCCUCCAUACUGCAAGUAACAGAGCUUCACAGCUCAAUGCUGAUGUGCUGUGGUUCUACAGGAAGCACUUCUGCUAUGUGAUGUGGAGGCUCCUACAGGCCCUUCCAGUUAACUCAUGGAAGUUAAAAAUAACACCAAAGAGCAGGGAUUGUCCAGGUGAUGCAGAACACGAGCCAGCACCUGGAAACUCAAAUGAAAACAGUACCAAAAAUGAGACCAGGCCUGUGGCCAUGUCUAAGAAAUUGCGUUUGCUCAUCCUUUAGGAGGAAAUGUGAUGACUGCGUACCUGGAGGCACGAGCUCUUGCCACUGCUUAUGCCCUACUGCAGUCCCACAGGAGGAAGGCUAGCAGAGCCCAGCCACCAUUCAAAUCCUUUGCCAUACUUCACUGAGGCAGACUGCUACAGCAGCACAGGCUUCACCAACAAGCCUCAGGAUGGGCAUACUACAUGCUCAGCCUUCAGCACACCCAGGGUUCUCCUCACUUGAAGCACUUCCCACACCAGCACAACAUACCAGGUGUAAUGAGUUAACUACCAGUGACACCUAUUCUCUGGGAGAUGUUUCACUGGAGGUUUUCCUGCCAACAGGGACUAGGACCCUCCCACGAGGGCCAAAGCAACACGCCUGCCACCCAGCCUCUGUUGGCAGAGGGAGAAGAAACCAGAGAAUGCCACAGAAAAACAAGUGUAUAAAGCUGCCUGCCUCAAAGAAUUUCACAGUUGUGAAGAAUGAACAUUGUCUCUGUCCUCCUUUGUGCACAGGAGAUCACAAUUUUAACUCCACUCAUUAACAAAAAGAACUUCAAAUGCACGCCUCGGUAAAGAGCGAAGAAGAUGAUCAGAGCUACAGCACCAUCUAAACUUACUUUAAUAAAAUCACAGAAUCAUAGAAUCACAAGGUUGGAAAGGACCUACAAGAUCAUCUAGUCCAAGCGUCUUCCCGUCACCAUUAUUACCACAAGCUACUAAACCAUAUCUGCAUCUCCUACAAAGAAUCCUCUCCUACGAAGAAAGGCUGAGGGAGCUUGGUUUGUUCAGUCUGGAGAAGGCUCUGGGGAGAUCUCACUGCAGCCUUCCAGUAACGAAAGGGAGCUUAUAUACAGGAGGGAGAUUGACUUUUUACAUGAGCCACUGUGACUGGACAAGUGGUGGUUUUGAACUAAAAGAGGGGAAAUUUAGGUUUGAUGUUAGGAAGAAGUUUUUUACUCGGAGGGUGGUGAGGCACUAGAACAGGUUGCCUGGAGAUGUUGUGAGUACACCAUCCCUGGAGGUUCAAGGUCAGGUUGGAUCAGAUCUUGGGCAACCUAAUCUAGUGGCUGGCAACCCUGCCCGCAGCAGAGAGGUUGGAAGUGGGUUGUCUUUAAGCUCCCUUCCAAUUCAAACCAUUUUGUGAUUCUAUGAAAAAAAAAAAAAAAAGAAAAAAAGAAAACCUGUCCAAGUUUUACAAGCAAUAAAAGCCUGAGACUGUAGAAAUACCAAGAAAGCCCAUCCUCCAGUCCACCAACCCAGCUUUGAAAAACGUGAAUACUUGAAUACUUUCAUACUGGUGAUAAGACCUCGACCAAAUUUAGAGGUCAUCUCUUUUCUUAUUUCCUCACACUUUUUUUUUUUUUUUUUUUUUUU